Molecule: messenger RNA, 4121 nt
Organism: Passer montanus (Eurasian tree sparrow)
Lineage: Eukaryota; Metazoa; Chordata; Aves; Passeriformes; Passeridae
Gene: KCTD17
Product: potassium channel tetramerization domain containing 17
Exons: 7
Coding region: 1242-2456 (404 amino acids)
Biological process (GO): protein homooligomerization; proteasome-mediated ubiquitin-dependent protein catabolic process
Cellular component (GO): cytoplasm; Cul3-RING ubiquitin ligase complex
Molecular function (GO): cullin family protein binding
Source: RefSeq, a predicted model, not a curated record
UUGGGGGAAGGGCGAUGCUGCCUUGUUCUGUAGUGAUAAAAGGGAGUGAUUUGCAAGUAAAAGAAGAAGGAAGGACAAGAAGAAAAGGAAUGUAAGAGUAAAACAUAACGUUUCUCUUUACCCAGCCUCUUCACUCAAUAAGCCCCCACCUACAAAGGCACUAAGAUCUAAAUGCAGGAAAAAUAAGGUGUUGUGUGUCUCUGCAGUGCUGCAUUGCCCUGUCAAGGAAGAGCCAGGAAGUUGCUUAGGUGGAGGAAGGUUUUGAGCCACAAUGUGGUGAAGCACCAGCCUUUCCUUUCCAUUCUUUACGUGCUCAAGCUGCUGGCAAGCACAGCUGUGCUAAGGUGGGAGUGGGAAAAGCAGAGCUGUUGGAGAGAGCUUGUUUAGGUUGUGUCUGUGCCAAGGAGUGUGUUUGAACAGAGUCCCCUGGGGCAUGAACUGCUGAACACCAGGCUCGGCCUGGCAGGAGCGAGUGGCAGAGGCAGGGCUGGAUUCCAUAACACGGGAUUGGCACAUCAGCCUUGGCGGGUGAUACGUGCCUGGGGCAGAGGUAAAACUCCACACAGAGCUGAGUUACAGUCUCUGUUACAGUCUCUGAGUUACAACUCUCUGUUUCCCAGACACAAACAGGGAUGGCAGGAGCCCAGGGGAAGGACACGGGGGGUUAGUGCUGGUAGAGCAGCCCAGGGGGGGGAGUUUGCUGAGUCAGCAACUCCUCUGAGCUGGAAGAAAAAUUAUUCCUGCCCCCUGCCAGCACUUCAUGCAGAUCCAAAAUACAGUUCCCAGAACUGUCCCUACAUAUGUUAGCAAGAAGGCAACUGUCUGCGUAUUUUGCUGCAAGAAAGUAUGGCAACUGAUGCGGCACUGACUGCUGAGCCUGGGUAAUGGAUGUCCUGAAGGGAAUGCUGUGAAGUACAGCGCUGAGGGGCUUAAUCUGCCGGCUGCCAGGGAGCAGCUUGUGCUUCCUGUCUCCGAGGGAGCUUGCAGACAAGACCCAGGACUGGAAGCAGGCAGAAUACCAGCCGCAGGGCUGGGGUCAUGUGGUGCAGUGCCCUUCCUUACAGCAUCCUCACUGCGGGAACAGCGAGCCGGGAAAACUACAGUUCCCAUCACCCUUUUGUGCAUGUCCCUGCGAAACUACAGUUCCCAGAACCUUUUAAUGAGCCAGAGAGGAUGACUGUGGAAAUAAAUGCCGACGAUAUUUGCAUAACACCCUGCACCUCCGGCGUGCUGACUGUCCCAUGAUCUUUGAAAACGGGAACAGGGGAAAAGUCAGGAAGUGUCAGCGCUGUGGAGCUGUGGCUUUGCCCACCCCAAUAUCCGCAGUGAUAUCCUCCAGCACCGAGCAACCUUCCUCCUCUCAGGACUCCCUUGGUAGUCACAGGGAAGAUCCUGCUCCCCGGGAAACACGUAAACUACAGAUCCCGGCAUUCUCCGACAGGCAGCACCUGCGGCAGUCCCUGCACGCCGUGGGGGAGGUGGGGGUGAGGAUGAGGAUGGAGGGCAGAGAGGAGAUGCAGGGCGCCGUGGGGCUACGCUGCACCUGGGACAUUCCGCCGCCCGCUGGCACCCAGGCCAAGUGGGUGAGGCUCAAUGUGGGGGGCACCGUCUUCCUCACCACCAGGCAGACCCUGUGUCGGGAGCAGAAAUCUUUCCUGUGUCGCUUGUGCCAGGGCGAGGAGCUGCAGUCGGACCGGGAUGAAACUGGUGCAUACCUAAUAGAUCGGGACCCCACUUACUUUGGACCGAUUCUGAAUUUCCUCCGUCAUGGGAAGCUGGUCUUGGAUAAAGAUAUGGCUGAAGAGGGCAUCCUUGAAGAAGCUGAGUUCUAUAACAUUGGUCCUUUGAUCCGAAUAAUCAAGGAUCGAAUGGAGGAGAAGGACUACACAGUAGCACAGGUGCCUCCUAAGCAUGUCUACCGUGUGCUGCAGUGCCAGGAAGAGGAGCUCACUCAGAUGGUUUCCACUAUGUCAGAUGGAUGGCGCUUCGAGCAGCUUGUGAACAUUGGCUCAUCCUAUAAUUAUGGGAAUGAGGAUCAGACAGAAUUCCUAUGCGUGGUCUCCAAGGAGUUGUACAACUCUCCCAAUGGCGUGGGCUCUGAGCCCAGCCACAAAGCCAAGAACACAGAGGAGGACCUGGAGGAGGAAGAGCAGGAGGUGGAGGAGGAGGCAGAGGCAGAAGCAGAAGCAGAGGAGAAAGACCGUCCAUCUAUUCGGGAUUGUGCUAAACUCUCUUCCUGUGGACCCUCCCUCCUGCUCCCUUCCGUGUCCAUCCCAGCACUGUCAUCUACCUCCCACAUUGCCCCACUCGCCAGCCUCCAGCAUCCUUCCCUCUGCUCUCUCUGUCUCUCAGGGCUCAGAGUGGUCUCUGCCCAGGGCCCUGUCUCUCUCUGCUCCUCACUUUUCCUCCUCUGCAGGUAUGUUACCUGUCUGCACUCCCAGCUCCUGCCAGCCUGAGCUCUGCAUGAGUGACUCACUUCCCUCUUGUGGGUAUGGCCCUGGUUUGUAGAGCUUGGGGAGGGGAAGGAGGGAGGUGUGAGGUUGACUCAUCCCUAAGGUGGCUUUACAUAUUCUGAUCCUAAGCGUGCCUUUACCUGCCAAGCAGAUCCUAUGCCUGUGGACCAGAGGCUCUGGCAGCAGAAAGGAGAGUGCAGCUGGGAGAGGGGUGGAAAUGAAUACAAAGCAGGCAGGGGUGGUUCAGGGAAGGGGUGGAAUUUUGCCACGUGUCUGCGUGACAUGCAUGCCAGAUCGCUUCUCCAGACUGCCGUCCGCAGCUCCUUUGCCUGCCAGCCCGGGCAGUUUGCAGAAGACAGUCUGUUAUUUUUUCCUUCCCUGGGCUUUUCCCCCUUGGCUCUGCCCAGGGUGAGAGUGCAGUAGGAAAGGUGGCAAAGGCAGAGCAGAAGCAGCUGGUCCCCACUGCAGAUGUUCUCACAGCUGUGUGCAAAAUGAGGCUCUCUGCUCUGCCUCCUGCUUAGGAAGGCUGGCUGGCCGACAUGCCUGGGGCUGGGUACGGAAAGCGUUAGAAGGAGGAUUCCUCUCCAUACUGCAGAACUGUGAGGCUCUUGUUAAACCAGAGAUGCUCGGUGUCAAUCUCCACUGGUCCUGGUGGAGGGCACUUGUUAGCUGGCUGACAUUUCUCUCUCCCUCUGUUUGAAAGCCUCCUUGUCUGUGGCUGUGGGACCCGAGUGUUACUAUCUUAAGACUCUGUGUAUGUUAAUCACAUGGACUUUUUCUUCCUUCUGUUUUCCCACCCUCAUUUCUUUUCUUUUUCUUCUGUUUGUGUUUCCUCUGUCAUUUCCCCUUUUCUGUUUCUCUCCUCCAUGCUCAGUUGCCUUUUUUUUUCCCUGUCACUGAUUGUGUUUCUCUUUCUCUCUCCUUCUCUAGCUGUUACAAGCCAGAGAUCUGAGGAUGUGAUCUGAACACUCCACUCCAGCCUUUUCAAUUUUUGUUUAUAUCUUUAUUUUUGUACUGCAGUGUAUGGCAGCCCCUUCUCCCGCAGUGAUGCCCCCAGCCCCCUUCACUCUUCACAUGCAGCCAUUUGUUUUACAAACUCACUUCGGAGGCCUGAGCUUCCAGCCCUGGAGGAGGGCAGAUGCUCCAUGGAGCCCCUGAGCUGCUGUAGGAGUGGGAGCCCGCAGCCCCCUCCUAUGCCUGGCAAUCUGGCUUUCCUUAAUGUCACAGUGGCCCCUGGUGGGGACAUCAGCGAUCAGCCACUGCAGCCUGCGGUCCCUUCCUGAGCACCCUGGAUGCAAAUGCGGGCCGAGGUGGUGGCGGCUGUGGAAAGACCAGCCCUUGCCCUUUCACUGUUGCAGGCAACUGGUGUGGGCUUGUGGCCUGGGGACAAAUGCAGAGCUACCGUCCUUUUCUGGGCCGCCUGUAUCACUCGGAGGUGUCCCUGUGCUGGGGUAUCACGUUCCUUGGUGCCUCCCUCCUUGUCCCCCCCAAAGCAGCUCUGUGCCAGCAGUGUGAGGAGGAGAAUGUUGUGCUGCCUGGGUACCAGGAAUAUGCUGGUACCUGGUGCUGUGUCAGCCAGCACCAAGCAGAUCCCAGUUUUGGGGAGCGGGGUGUUUGCUUCGCUGCUGUGUCUGAAGACUCCUGAAUAAAAUUCACAGUCUGUUCCUC